AUGAGUGUAACUUUGAAGCUUUGCAGACGUCGCGAGAUGCGCACGAUUCGAAGUAAUAUAAGGAAGAACACAGUGAAAACGUCUGCAUGGCCCUAUGUGAGAUAUGCUACCAUUUUAUUAUUGUUCCACAGUCAUACACCAGUUACUCAAGUGUGUAUAAUGGGGUAUCAGUUGUGGCCCUAUUUAGUCUGUGCUAUCGGACUAAUGCUAGGGUUGAGCCCAUCGUAUAUUCAUCCAGAUGAACAUUUUCAAUGCAUUGAGAUUUUGGUUAUGCAGUUUACAAAGGCCAAAGGUACUGUACCAUGGGAAUUUGAACCUAGCUUUGCUGCUAGAAGUUACGUCCCUUUACUUUUGUUCUAUGGACCAUUGUUCACGAUUUUAAAAUCUUUUCCCAACGCUCAGAGUAACCCAAUAUUAAUCCUGUAUCUAAUGAGAUUACAAAACUACGUAAUGAUCGUAUUGUGCUGUCAUUUUAUAAUUCCAAAAUUGAUGAGGAGUGACAAAAGGGCGGUACAAUCUAUGAAAAAGGGGAUAAUUUUAACUUCUUACGUGACCUGGACGUACCAAACGCACACGUUUUCCAAUUCCAUCGAGACUCUUAUUUUGAUGUCGACAUUGAUUGUAAUGGAGAACAUGGUGAACGAAGAAAAUAUUACGAAGAGAAAAUUCAAAGAAUCGAUUUUAUUGGGACUACUGUUUAGUCUUGGCGUUUUUAAUAGGGUCACUUUCCCUGCGUUUAUUUUAUUACCGUGCUUGAUUCUAUUUUGGAAGUAUUACCGGGUUCAUUGGCAGUCCUUCUCCUUACUUUUACUUUCAUCUAUAUUUUUCUCUUUUCUAUUUGUUUUUAUUGACACAUAUAUUUUCAAUGGCGGAGAAAGACUUGUUAUUGCACCUUUGAAUAAUUUGAAAUAUAAUCUUGAUGUCCAGAAUUUACAGUUACAUGGAUUGCAUCCAAGAUACACUCAUUUACUGGUCAAUUUACCGCAAGUACUGGGCCCUGUAUUGCUAUUAGCGAUUCUAUCUGGUUACAAACUCGAUAGUUUGUCUACAUACUCAAUAGUAUCAGGUAUGAUUUUCCUCUCACUUUUUCAGCACCAAGAACUGAGAUUUCUGAUACCGCUAGUUCCAUUAUUUGUGACAAACUUAAACUGGACACCUCUGAGCUCGGCGUUAAUGGGCAAAAAAAUGUUUAAAGGAACUUGGUUUCUUUUUAACAUAAUCAUGGCUUUCAUCAUGGGAAUUUCACAUCAAGGCGGAAUAAUUCAAUUUUUAGGAGAUUACUUUCACUUUCAUACUGAGCCGAUGGGUGUCCACAUAUGGUGGAAAACAUAUUCGCCACCCACAUGGAUGUAUAUGGACGAUGCAAUAACAAUCUCCUCAAUCGUCAAUUCGAAAGAUGGCGUUGAAUCUUUAAAUGAAAUAGCAUUCAAACUAGGCACCCAUCAUGUAAUAGACCUCAAAGGCUGCGACCUGCCACUUUUGGAGGAAACAAUCACAAAAUUACGUCUAAAUGGAUUAGAGACUCCACUAACUUUAAUAACACCCGAUUCGAUGAUUUCAGAGGUGAAGAAAUUGAUGAGAGAUGAAACAGUGAAGUUAAUAUCAAAAAGGCAUUAUUUAUUCCAUUUAGAUCUUGAUCAUUUUGAUUUUAACGAUUAUACGACUUUUAAACCCGGGCUUACAGUGUAUUCAAUCGAGCUGUUGUAA
This is a messenger RNA of Saccharomyces mikatae IFO 1815, 1707 nucleotides long. It is a transcript of the gene SMP3, whose product is annotated as glycosylphosphatidylinositol-alpha 1,2 mannosyltransferase. Gene Ontology annotation, molecular function: alpha-1,2-mannosyltransferase activity. NCBI's taxonomy places the organism in Eukaryota, Fungi, Ascomycota, Saccharomycetes, Saccharomycetales, Saccharomycetaceae. Gene Ontology annotation, cellular component: endoplasmic reticulum membrane. The transcript has a single exon. The record is from RefSeq and is a predicted model, not a curated record. Gene Ontology annotation, biological process: GPI anchor biosynthetic process. Bases 1 to 1707 code for a protein of 568 amino acids.